Messenger RNA from Anopheles gambiae (African malaria mosquito), 2578 nucleotides. Its product is annotated as DNA-directed RNA polymerase II subunit RPB2-like. Gene Ontology annotation, molecular function: DNA-directed RNA polymerase activity; ribonucleoside binding; DNA binding. Lineage: Eukaryota; Metazoa; Arthropoda; Insecta; Diptera; Culicidae. Gene Ontology annotation, biological process: DNA-templated transcription. The record is from RefSeq and is a predicted model, not a curated record. The coding region runs from base 30 to 2456 and encodes 808 amino acids. Gene Ontology annotation, cellular component: RNA polymerase II, core complex. The transcript has 2 exons.
AAACCAAGAAGGCGUACUUCCUCGGCUACAUGGUACAUCGGUUGCUGCUGGCUGCGCUCGGACGCCGCGAGCUGGACGAUCGUGAUCACUACGGCAACAAGCGUCUCGAUCUGGCCGGUCCGUUGCUCGCGUUCCUGUUCCGCGGGCUGUUCAAAAACCUGAUGAAGGAGGUGCGCAUGUACGCACAAAAGUUCAUUGAUCGCGGAAAGGACUUUAACCUUGAGCUGGCCAUCAAGACGAAGAUCAUAACGGACGGAUUGCGCUACUCGUUGGCCACCGGUAACUGGGGCGAUCAGAAGAAGGCCCAUCAGGCUCGGGCCGGUGUGUCGCAGGUGUUGAAUCGUCUGACGUUCGCCUCUACGCUGAGCCAUUUGCGGCGCGUCAAUUCACCGAUCGGGCGUGACGGCAAGCUGGCCAAGCCCCGCCAGCUCCACAACACCCUGUGGGGCAUGAUCUGUCCGGCCGAAACGCCGGAAGGAGCAGCCGUCGGGCUGGUGAAGAACCUGGCGCUCAUGGCGUACAUUUCGGUCGGUUCUCAGCCGUCUCCGAUUCUCGAGUUCUUGGAGGAGUGGUCCAUGGAAAACUUGGAAGAAAUUGCCCCCUCGGCGAUUGCCGACGCGACCAAGAUCUUUGUGAACGGUUGCUGGGUCGGCAUUCAUCGCGAUCCGGAGCAGCUGAUGGCCACGCUGCGGAAGCUGCGCCGACAGAUGGAUAUUAUCGUGUCGGAAGUAUCGAUGAUUCGCGAUAUCCGCGACCGUGAGAUCCGCAUCUACACCGAUGCAGGUCGCAUCUGUCGUCCGCUGCUGAUUGUGGAGAAUGGAUCGCUGCUGCUGCGCAAAAAUCACAUCGACAUGUUGAAGGACCGCGACUACAACAACUACGGCUGGCAGGUGCUGGUUGCUUCCGGUGUGGUGGAGUACAUUGACACGCUGGAGGAGGAAACGGUCAUGAUUGCGAUGACACCGUACGAUCUGAAACAGGACAAGGAGUACGCCUACUGUACGACCUACACGCACUGCGAGAUCCAUCCGGCGAUGAUUUUGGGCGUCUGCGCUUCCAUCAUCCCGUUCCCGGAUCACAACCAGAGUCCGCGUAACACCUACCAAAGCGCUAUGGGUAAGCAGGCGAUGGGUGUGUACAUCACGAACUUCCACGUGCGCAUGGACACGCUCGCGCACGUGCUUUACUACCCGAUGAAGCCGCUCGUGACGACGCGGUCGAUGGAGUAUCUGCGGUUCCGUGAGCUGCCGGCCGGUAUCAACUCGAUCGUGGCCAUCCUGUGCUACACGGGCUACAACCAGGAGGACAGCGUUAUCCUGAACGCGUCCGCCGUCGAGCGUGGCUUCUUCCGGUCCGUGUUUUACCGUUCGUACAAAGACUCGGAAAGCAAGCGCAUCGGCGAUCAGGAGGAGCAGUUCGAGAAGCCAAACCGGCAGACGUGCCAGGGCAUGCGGAACGCCCUGUACGACAAGCUGGACGAGGACGGUAUCAUUGCGCCGGGGCUGCGUGUGUCCGGAGAUGAUGUGGUCAUUGGCAAAACGAUUACCCUGCCGGAAACGGACGACGAUCUGGACGGAACCACCAAGCGCUACACCAAGCGAGACGGGUCAACGUUUUUGCGCAACUCCGAGACCGGUAUCGUCGAUCAGGUGAUGCUGACGCUCAACAGCGAGGGCUACAAGUUCUGCAAGAUCCGUGUGCGCUCGGUGCGUAUCCCGCAGAUCGGCGACAAGUUUGCGUCGCGCCACGGACAGAAAGGUACGUGCGGUAUACAGUAUCGCCAGGAGGACAUGCCGUUCACGUGCGAGGGCAUUACGCCGGACAUCAUCAUUAACCCGCACGCCAUCCCGUCCCGUAUGACCAUUGGGCAUUUGAUCGAGUGCAUCCAGGGCAAGCUGGGCUCGAACAAGGGCGAAAUCGGCGACGCCACGCCGUUCAACGAUGCGGUCAACGUGCAGAAGAUCUCCACCUUCCUGCAGGAGUACGGCUACCAUCUGCGCGGCAACGAGGUCAUGUACAAUGGGCACACGGGGCGCAAGAUUAACGCGCAGGUGUUCCUCGGCCCGACCUACUACCAGCGUCUGAAGCAUAUGGUGGACGACAAAAUCCACUCGCGAGCCCGCGGUCCGGUACAAAUUUUGGUCCGACAGCCCAUGGAGGGUCGUGCAAGGGACGGCGGUCUGCGUUUCGGUGAGAUGGAGCGCGAUUGUCAAAUCUCGCACGGUGCGGCACAGUUUCUGCGCGAGCGUCUGUUCGAGGUGUCCGACCCGUACCGGAUUCACGUGUGCAACUUCUGUGGCCUGAUCGCGAUCGCCAAUCUGCGCAACAACACGUUCGAGUGCAAGGGAUGCAAAAAUAAGACACAGAUAUCGCAGGUGAAGCUCCCAUACGCGGCAAAGCUCUUAUUCCAGGAACUAAUGGCAAUGAACAUUGCACCUCGUUUGAUGGUACUAUAAUAGAUAUCAAUGUCAGGACAUAGGCACGCUGACCGUCUUACACCGGUUGUCAGUGUUAUGUGCUGUAUACAGUGUAUUUUGUUUUUACAAUUCUUAUAAUAAAAUAAUAUUUAAAUAAGGUA